ACCCGUUGCUAUUUCCGGUGUCCAUGUGGUGUUCUGUUCUGUAGGCGGGAGACUUUCUAACGCCGGUCCCGCCAAACUUCCACAGGAACGGUCGUCCAAACGUCGUCUGCGGGAGAAUCUUCUACACAUCGAGCAGCCAUGAGAAGCCGUGGUCAGCACAUCGAGCUGGGAGACGUGACUCCACACAACAUCAAGCAGCUGAAGCGGCUGAACCAGGUCGUGUUUCCCGUCUCCUAUAACGACAAGUUCUACAAGGAUGUGCUGGAGGUAGGGGAGCUCGCAAAACUGGCCUACUACAAUGACAUAGUUGUUGGAGCUGUGUGUUGUCGUGUGGACCAGACUGAAGACUCGCGACGACUGUACAUCAUGACACUAGGCUGCCUAGCACCGUACCGCAGACUCAGGAUAGGGACUGUUAUGCUGAAUCAUGUGCUGAAGAUCUGUGAAGAAGAUGGAAACUUCGACAACGUUUUCUUACACGUGCAGAUAAACAACGAAGGGGCGAUCAGAUUCUACCAGAAGUUUGGGUUUGAGAUCAUCGAGACAAAAAAGCACUACUACAAGAGAAUAGAGCCGGCAGACGCACACGUUCUGCAGAAAACGUUUGGAAGAGGCGACGCUAUAGAGAGACCAGUCAGCAACCAAGACCAGCAACAGGACACCUCAUAAAGUCAUCAGUGUAAUCACUACCACAUACCCAACCAGCAUGUUUGUUUCUAGUGCUGUGUACCAAUUCGCUGGACCGGUUCCGGACUUGUAAAAAUGUUUAGGUUCAAGU
Molecule: messenger RNA, 778 nt
Organism: Branchiostoma belcheri (Belcher's lancelet)
Lineage: Eukaryota; Metazoa; Chordata; Leptocardii; Amphioxiformes; Branchiostomatidae
Product: N-alpha-acetyltransferase 50-like
Exons: 5
Coding region: 139-669 (176 amino acids)
Biological process (GO): mitotic sister chromatid cohesion
Cellular component (GO): NatA complex
Molecular function (GO): acyltransferase activity, transferring groups other than amino-acyl groups
Source: RefSeq, a predicted model, not a curated record